This is a messenger RNA of Selaginella moellendorffii, 2342 nucleotides long. RefSeq names its product rop guanine nucleotide exchange factor 7. The record is from RefSeq and is a predicted model, not a curated record. The coding region runs from base 431 to 2164 and encodes 577 amino acids. Lineage: Eukaryota; Viridiplantae; Streptophyta; Lycopodiopsida; Selaginellales; Selaginellaceae. The transcript is spliced from 7 exons. Gene Ontology annotation, molecular function: guanyl-nucleotide exchange factor activity.
CGGGGGAUGAAGACAAAGAGAUAUCGGCAAUCUUUGUUUUCAAGUAGCGUCUCCCAUAAUUCAUCGCUCCGAUUCUUCCUCGUCUUCCAUCGCACAGAGAAGAUUUCCUCCUCUGGGCGGCCAUUCCACCAAGUCGCGCCUCGCGAGCCUCGCGCGAUCGAUCAAUCUGUGUGUCUUGCCAUUGCAUUGCGAUCGAUCGACUGAUUCAUCAUUUCGGUCACGCCAUCGCACCGAGAGCGCUCGACAGCGGCGAGGGAUUUCGCUACCACUCGCUUCGAUCAUCGCUGUCGCCAGAAGACUUAAUCAUUCUCCCAUGCGCAGCAUCGCUUCUUAGAUUUCUCCUCUUGGUCGUUCUUGCGAUUGCUAGGUGGGUGGAGCUCCGGCCAGUUUUUCUUCUCUUUCUUGGAUGGGGGCGAAAUAGCUUCUGUCAAUGGAUAGCAGUGAGGAUUUGCUCGACGGCCUGAGCUCCAGCACUAGCUACGACGCCAGAAUUUGCCGCGACGAUCCGGAGGAGCUCCUGGAAGAUUUCGCCAGCACUAGCAGCAGCGAUGCGUCGCCGCUGGGAUGGCCGCUUUGCAGGCGGGAGCGCUCCUAUUCCGAGGUCUCGUGUUCUUCUACCACGAAAUCUGUGAGCACUAGCAGCCUGAAUAGCAAGAGCGUGAGCAGCUUCGCGUGGGAGGAGAAGAGGGUCAAGCGUGAAACCAAUGCCUCUGAAGUAGAGAUGAUGAAGGAGAAGUUUGCGAAGCUUCUUCUUGGAGAAGACAUGUCCGGAGGCGCCAAAGGCGUUUGCACAGCGCUCGCGAUUUCCAACGCCAUCACAAAUCUUGCUGCGUCCGUGUUUGGAGAGCUUUGGAGGUUGGAGCCUCUGUCUCACGAAAGAAAAACAAUGUGGCGACGGGAAAUGGAGUGGCUUCUCUCCGUAAGCGACUACAUUGUGGAGCUGGUUCCUUCCUGGCAGAGCUUCAGAGAUGGAAGCAAUCUGGAGGUUAUGGUGACCAGGCCUCGCUCAGACAUCCACAUCAAUCUGCCCGCAUUGCGAAAACUGGACACAAUGCUACUGGAGUCCCUCGAUAGCUACAAAGAGACAGACUUCUGGUAUGUGGAACAAGGAAUCAUUCUCUCCGAGAAAGACGACACCAACAAGAACAACAACAAGCAGCACUCGCUGCAAAGGCAGGAAGAGAAAUGGUGGCUUCCAACGCCUCGGGUGCCUCCCAAUGGACUCUCGGACGAAGCCAGGAAGAGCCUCCAGAACCAACGAGACUGCACGAGUCAGAUCCUCAAGGCAGCCGUGGCGAUCAACGGGCAAGUCCUUUCGGAGAUGGAGGUCCCGGACUUGUUCUGGGAAUCGCUCCCAAAGAAUGGCAAGUCCUGCCUUGGAGAGGUGAUGUACCGAGGACUGACAGCCGAAAAGUUCUCUCCGGACGCACUCCUCCAACACUUGAAUCUCUCGACCGAGCACAACGCACUCGAGGCGGCCAACCGAGUGGAGGCCGCCAUCCACAUCUGGCAGCGGAAGAUCCAUCAACAGAAGCACCAGCAAAUACAGCAGCAGCAGCAGCACCAGCAGAAAGACAUGAUCAAGCAAAAUGCAAAGUCUUCGUGGGGAAAGGUGAAGGACUUCGUCGCCGAGAUUGACAGGCAAACGCUCGUCGAGAGAGCGGAGAGCUUGCUUCUCAGCUUCAAGCAGCGGUUUCCAGGACUUCCCCAGAGCGUGCUUGACGUGAACAAGAUCCAAUACAACCGGGACGUUGGUCACUCCAUUCUGGAGAGCUACUCGCGGGUGUUGGAGAGCUUGGCAUUCAACAUCCUCGCUCGGAUCGACGACGUCUUGUUCAUCGACGACGCUGCCAGACAAGGCCGAAUCAACUCCCCGGCAGUAACAGCAGCAGCUCACUCGAAUCUAAACAGCAGCAUCAUCCGGCGAGGAAGAGCCUCGGGACACUUCCAGAUACGAACUCCAUACGCAACUCCAUUCGCCUCGCCGAAUUGCUCGCCACCUCCAGCGCCGGUGGGCUCGCCAAAGAAGACGAACUCUCCCACGCCCCUCGGCAAGGCCGCCGCGGGGCGGUACGGCGGCGUACGGGCGGUCGACGAUCUCGUCGCCCAGAAGCGGUCGUACGCGCGGAACAUGAAGCUCGUAAGCCCGCCUGGAAGGGACUGAGAAAGAGAAAAGCUCCCAGAGAAGUUACCAUGGUUGAAGUUUACCCCCGUGUAAGUAAAAACACGAUCACCUGGAAAGUUCUUCCCUGAAUGCGAGCACUUCCCAUUUAAUUUUUCGAUCGCUUUGAUCGAAUCGAUAUUGAAGUUGGUGAUCGGUCGAGACUUCCAUGCGCAAAAAA